Messenger RNA from Aureobasidium musti, 1012 nucleotides. The record is from the annotation of a GenBank genome assembly. NCBI's taxonomy places the organism in Eukaryota, Fungi, Ascomycota, Dothideomycetes, Dothideales, Saccotheciaceae.
AACGAGGACAUUGACAACGCCCAGAGGCAUUGGCUGUUGCUCCAGAGCGGUGGCUAAUGUCGGAGAGACCAAGACCACAUUGCUCAUCAUGAGCUACACACAACCCAGAAAAUUCAGCACAACACCAUCUCGAGCCUUGAAGCAAUUCUUCCCCGAACCAGAUGCUCCCAGCAUCAGAACGACAGAAGCAGCAUGGCCACACCCUAUCUACACCAAGGAGCAGAUGGAAUCUGUUGUGAUCGCCCAUCGACAAGCCAAAACAUGGUCAGACUGGACAGCACUAGCUGCAAUCCGUACGCUGCGAUGGGGACUGGAUCUUGCUACUGGCUACAAGCACGACAAAGCAGUCGCCAGUGGAGAGAAGAGUGCCAAAAACGCCAACCAGAAGCACGUUAUGACGGCGAGAAAAUACAUGAUCCGAAAUGUAUUCCUCGAGUCGGUGGCUGGAGUGCCUGGAAUGGUGGCUGGUAUGCUACGACACCUGCACUCAAUGCGCCGGAUGAAGAGAGACAAUGGAUGGAUUGAGACUCUGCUCGAAGAAUCGUACAACGAGAGGAUGCAUCUGCUCACAUUCCUCAAGAUGGCAGAGCCUGGACCGUUCAUGAAGUUCAUGGUUCUCGCAGCUCAGGGAGUCUUCUUCAAUGCCAUGUUCGUGGCUUACCUGGUGUCUCCUCGCACAGCACACCGCUUUGUCGGAUAUCUUGAAGAAGAAGCGGUGCUCACGUACACACGCGAGAUCGCAGAUCUAGAUGCUGGAAGACUCCCAGAGUGGGAGAAUCUGGUGGCACCAGACAUUGCUUAUCCGAACGAGCAUACGACAAAAGCUGACGAGGAACCAACAGUNCGUGCCGACGAGUCGAAGCAUCGCGAGGUCAACCAUACUCUGGGCAACCUCGAUCAGAAGGAGGACCCUAACCCAUUCGUGUCUGAGUACAAGGACAAAUCAAUUCCGCACCCAGGAAAGGGGCUUCAAUACCCCAAGCCAACCGGGUGGGAAAGAUCAGAAGUCAUU